GCUUUUGCCAUUUGUUUAGGUACUCUAAUUUUCCCGAGCACAAACGUGGUCAACAGCUUUCAUCAACACAAAGCGCGUCUUAUUAAUUGCAUCGCUAAAUAUUUCUUUUUAAAAUACUAAUGUAUAUCGUGUUUAUUGGCUAGCUCGGCUUAAGGCGCUUGGUCGCGUGUUGCUGACGCAAGGCCUUUGACAUUGGCAUGGGACGUGAUAGAAGGUGUCAGUUGUAGUUAUGGCUCUCCCCCAGUUAUCAAGAUCCCUGACCGGGCUCCUUGUUGAGACAUCGUCCGUAAUUCAUCAGAGGACUUUUAGUGUAUCUGCUGUUGCAGCAGCCAUUCAGAAAUUAACACGAGUGCGUGUAGUAGACAACAGCAGUCUUGGAAAUACACCUUAUCACCGUGCGCCAAGAGUGAUCCAUGUCUACACCAAGAAUGGCGUUGGAAAAGUUGGUGACAGAGUGUUGCUUGCCAUCAAAGGACAGAAAAAGAAAGCGUUAAUAGUUGGACACAAAAUGCCCGGAGAACGCAUGAAUCCACGCUUUGACUCAAACAAUGUUGUUCUGGUUGAGGAAAAUGGGAACCCUACAGGAACAAGGAUUAAGGUCCCUAUACCCACGCAUCUCCGCAAAAUGGAGGGAGACUACUCAAAAGUCUUAGCAAUUGCUAGCUCCUUUGUUUAAUGACACCACGGUUCAGCUGUGAUUUGAGAUAUAUAUAUAUACUGUAUAUUUCACAUUUGCUGUAUGUGAACAUUUAUACGUAUAUGUUCUUGUCUUCAGUAAACUUUAAAAGGGGCAUACACAAUGUCACCAUUAUUGUUUCCAUACAGUAUUCUGUUAUGUAUUGUAUGUAAUAGUAGAAGUCCUCAACAUGUUUGACAUUUUACUGAGGCCUCUUUAUGCUUACAAUAAACACAACCUUUACUUUGAAUG
Scatophagus argus is the source of this 928-nucleotide messenger RNA. It is a transcript of the gene mrpl14, whose product is annotated as mitochondrial ribosomal protein L14. Gene Ontology annotation, biological process: translation. The transcript is spliced from 3 exons. Lineage: Eukaryota; Metazoa; Chordata; Actinopteri; Scatophagidae. Gene Ontology annotation, cellular component: ribosome; mitochondrion. The coding region runs from base 230 to 676 and encodes 148 amino acids. The record is from RefSeq and is a predicted model, not a curated record. Gene Ontology annotation, molecular function: structural constituent of ribosome.